Linnemannia hyalina is the source of this 633-nucleotide messenger RNA. The record is from the annotation of a GenBank genome assembly. NCBI's taxonomy places the organism in Eukaryota, Fungi, Mortierellomycota, Mortierellomycetes, Mortierellales, Mortierellaceae.
AUGGCAUCCCCAGCAGCAGUGGUCGCAAUGUCCUCCUCAGCCUCGUCCAAGGCUACCGCCGCCAGCUUGCGCAAGCUCAUGUCACACCCCCAGGCACUCAACAAGACCCUCGCCGGUCUGCGAGUCCGCCCCGCGUCCGACUAUGCUCACCAAUGGGUCCCCGUCCCCGGCGUCGCGACCGCCAAGCCCAAGCGCACUCCACCAUUCACAUCAGGAUCUUCAUCAGUACCAUCAUUAUCAUCACAGGAGGGCGCCGCACCAUCAAUACUGACGGCUACAGGAGAGCGUACGAGGAUGCGUUGGCAACAGUCCAAGGUCUCGGCUAGAGUCCAGGCUGAUAUUAGGAAGAGGGUUGCUCGUCUGGAGAGGGCCGGGAUUGCUCUGGCAACUCAUCCCGAGACGGGUGCGCCUAUCCCUGCGGCCCAGAUCUUGAACCUUCCUGCUCCCAAGCCGCUUUCGACCAAGACUGUUCGUAUGGGCAAGCCUGAUAAGGGCCGCAAGCACGAUCGGACUGCUCCCGUGAGGAAAGCUAAGGUCGCCAAGGCCAUCGCCGAGAUGCCCAAGACGAUUGAGACCUGGAAGAAGGCCAAGGCUGCUGAGAAGACAAAGACCAAGAGCACUCUUCCUUUCUAA